Molecule: messenger RNA, 2351 nt
Organism: Erythranthe guttata (spotted monkey flower)
Lineage: Eukaryota; Viridiplantae; Streptophyta; Magnoliopsida; Lamiales; Phrymaceae
Source: RefSeq, a predicted model, not a curated record
GAUUAAUCAGUUAAGUUAUCCAACCCCAUUUCAUUUCCUCAUUCAGAUUUCACAAACAUUAAUUAACAACUGAGGUACAUAUAUAAUAUAUACGUUUAUUGCAGGAAUUGUUAAUAUAUAUAAAAAAGGGGAGUAAAUUAAACAUGAGUGGGAAGAAUGGAUUGCCGAAAAUUCAGACAGAUAAGAAGGCGGCCGACGAGAAUAUAAUAUGCCACGAUGACAGUGCGAAGCCGGUGAAAGCUCAGACAGUAGAUGAAUUGCAUUCACUUCAGGUUAAAAAAUCGGCCCCCACCACUCCCACAGUCGGUGUUUUGGGCUUAUUCGCCCCUUCCCCCGCCCGGCCGGAUGAACAGAUUCAGAAACAACAGCUCCAAUCCAUUAGUGCAUCAUUGGCAUCGCUGACGAGGGAAACGGGGCCGAAGUUGGUGAAGGGAGAUCCGGGAUCAAGGAGUGAGAAAUCAGCACCUGUGAGCCACAAGACAGCUGAUGUCACUCCUGCUCCUAACAAUAGUGACAGCGCCCUUAAGUUCACUCACAUUCUCUAUAACCUCUCUCCCCCUGAACUUUACGAACAAGCCAUAAAAUACGAGAAGGGAUCUUUCAUCACAUCGACUGGAGCAAUGGCGACCCUAUCGGGGGCCAAAACGGGGCGAUCCCCGAAAGACAAGCGCGUCGUCAAAGGUGAAAACAAUGGGGAUGAUCUUUGGUGGGGAAAGGGUUCACCCAAUAUCGAAAUGGACGAGCACACUUUCAUGGUUAAUAGAGAAAGAGCUGUGGAUUAUUUAUGCUCUUUAGAAAAGGUUUACGUGAACGAUCAAUUCCUGAACUGGGAUCCAGAGCAUCGCAUCAAAGUUAGAAUCGUAUCCGCAAGGGCCUACCAUUCUCUGUUUAUGCACAACAUGUGCAUCCGACCAACUCCAGAAGAGCUAGAGAACUUUGGUAGUCCGGAUUUCACAAUAUACAACGCGGGAAUGUUCCCAUGCAAUCGAUACACGCAUUACAUGACAUCAUCGACAAGCAUAGACAUAAAUCUUGGAAGAAGGGAAAUGGUGAUAUUGGGCACACAAUAUGCAGGUGAAAUGAAGAAAGGUCUUUUCAGUCUUAUGCAUUAUCUAAUGCCUAAGCGCCAAAUCCUCUCCUUACACUCCGGUUCCAAUAUGGGCAAAAACGGAGAUGUCGCCCUCUUCUUUGGUUUAUCUGGUACGGGGAAGACAACACUAUCUACGGAUCAAAACAGGUACUUGAUUGGAGAUGACGAGCAUUGCUGGAGCGACAAUGGUGUAUCCAACAUUGAGGGUGGUUGCUAUGCCAAGUGCAUUGACUUGUCUAGAGAGAAGGAGCCUGAUAUUUGGAAUGCAAUUAAAUUUGGAUCUGUACUGGAAAAUGUUGUGUUUGAAGAGCACACUCGAUUAGUGGACUACACGGACAAAUCUGUGACAGAAAACACACGAGCAGCGUAUCCGAUAGAAUACAUUCCAAAUGCAAAGAUACCGUGUGUGGGGCCGCAUCCGAAAAAUGUGAUUCUACUGGCAUGCGAUGCAUUUGGUGUGCUUCCCCCUGUUAGCAAGCUAACCAUGGCCCAGACCAUGUAUCACUUCAUAAGCGGAUAUACUGCCCUCGUUGCUGGAACAGAGGAUGGAAUAAAGGAGCCUACAGCAACAUUUUCUGCAUGCUUUGGUGCGGCAUUUAUUAUGUUCCACCCGACCAAGUACGCUGCAAUGUUGGCCGAUAAAAUGCAGAAACACGGAGCCACUGGAUGGCUAGUUAACACCGGCUGGUCCGGUGGAAGCUAUGGAUCGGGGAGCCGCAUUAAGUUAGCCUACACUCGGAAAGUAAUCGACGCGAUACACUCGGGUUCGCUCUUGCAAGCAAACUAUACAAAGACAAAAGUAUUUGGGCUUGAGAUUCCAAAUGAAGUUGAGGGUGUGCCUUCAGAAAUCUUAGAUCCCGUUAACACGUGGUCGGACAAGGAUGCAUACAAUGAGACACUGCUAAAGCUGGGAGGUCUAUUUAAGAAGAAUUUUGAGGUAUUUCUUGACUACAAAAUUGGAGCUGACAACAAUCUCACUCAGGACAUCCUCGCUGCUGGACCCAAUUUCUAAUUCUUUCGCUUCAAACAUAAAUAAAGAGAGGCUAGUAUAUAUUUUUUUUAAUUUUGUUUCCUUUAUCAUUUUCCCUAGUAAUUUCUCUCGGUUGGUAAUAGCGAUUGAUUAAUAAUUCCUCAGUUUCCCCUUUUGUAUUUUAUUUUUAUGUUUCCGGCAGGUCAGCCGUCGUUGAUCGCCGGUCUCCACUAUUGUUUUGUUUUUUUAAACAUUUAUUUUUUAAACUAUUUUCAGUCAUAUUAUUGUGUU